AUGAAGAGCGAACUACGCAACGGAGCGUCGUCACCUUGGCUUCCCGCCAAAAGGUCGUGCCUCGGUCGUCUGUCGGGUUUGGAGGUGUUUCUUUUUCUGCUCGUCUUAUUUUUGUUGCUCGUUCUUGGAGCCGUGUUGUUUUGUUGGUUGAUACUACUUGAGGGAUAUCGAACGUUUAACGAAGGUCUCCCUCUCUAUGCAUCGUCGUUCGAAAAUUCAUCCGUUGGUGUGGAUCGAACGGCAACGAACCAUAAUGGUGUCGUGUGUACAUCCAGAGAAUGUGUCACGAUAGCUGGAUUUCUCGCCGGAAAUCUCAACGAUAAGGUGGAUCCAUGUGACGAUUUCUACGAAUUCGCGUGCGGUAACUAUGGUUUGAACAGGAAUUUACCCGCAAGCAAACCUUUGCGACACACGAUUAGCGAUGUUCAAAGCAGGCUAAACAAACAAGUGAAGAGUAUACUGCAGAUGCCGAUCCUAGAAACAGAGUCAAAAUGGGACCGGCUGGCUAAGGGCUACUAUCAGAAAUGCUUGGAUGAAGAUGAAUUGGAAAGGACUGGUUUGACAGCAAUCAAACAAAUUGUUGAGUGGAUUGGAGGAUGGCCAACUUUACAAGGUCUAAAUUGGAGGGAAUGGAGCUACUCAUGGGAGGAGCAGCUAGCGUUUGUUAUGAAUCGGACAGGUGUUAAUGCAGUCAUUCUGGAACUUGCCGUAACUCACGAUCCUGCUAACAGCUCUAAUAGCGUUAUUGAGCUCGAUCAGCCCAAAUGGGGAGUCGGUUCACGAUGGCCGUAUCUUAUGGGCCCUGAUGACCCGAUGUUGAAGAACUACACUCAUCUGAUGACACUUACGGCUGUAGCACUCGGAGCAGAACCAAAGUUGGCCGAACGAGAAAUGUAUGAAGCCAUGGAGCUUGAGCUAAAACUAGUGAAUUUCUCCGCUGACGACAUGGUUCGAAGAGAUCCGGAUCGAGGAAACAAUCGAUUCCAGCUCUGGCAGCUAAAGAGUCAUUUUCCUUUGAUAAAUUUUGAACAGUAUGUGACUACCGUCUUCAAGGGAUUAGCAAAUGUUUCAUCAAACCACACAGUAAUCAUUCGAGAAAUGGAAUAUUUUGCUGGUAUUCAGCACAUUUUGUCCGUUACUCCGAAGAGAGUCAUAGCAAACUACAUUGCCUGGAGACUUGUUCAAGGUUUUUCACCAUUUCUACCACCAACCGCUCGAGAGCCUUUCUAUCAGUUCAAAGCAAAUCAAACCGGCAUGUUUAACAGUCCACCGCCGGAUCGGUGGGAGGAUUGCGUGACGCUGUCAGUCAUAAUGAUGGACAUGCCAGUUGGAAAGCUGUUCGUCGAACAUUUCUUUGAGCGAGAACGUGCUAUGGCUAAGAUGCGUGAGUUGACAGGAUUUCUCAAGGGAGAAUUCAUCAAACAGCUUCAUGUUCUCGACUGGAUGGAUGAAUCGACGCGACGGCGAGCCGUAGAGAAAGCUGGGAUGAUCGAGUAUAAGAACGGUUUCCCGGAGGUGCUGUUCAAUGACACGUGGAUGGAUGAACACUGGGGAAUACUCAUCAAGCCAAAAGAGUACUUGCUGCACCUAACCAUCAGAAUAAAAUUGGCACGAUACGCUGAAGAAUUGAUGAGACUCGAUCAGCCUUUAGAUAGGACAAUGUGGUAUCAAAGUCCAGCACAGGUGGACGCUUACUACGCACCGAACAACAACGAAAUGAUAUUUCCCGCUGGCAUCAUGCAAUUUCCAUUCCUCACUCUUGGAGUACCUAACUAUAUCACAUACGGAAUGGUUGGAGCUGUAAUUGGACACGAGGUUUCGCAUGCGUUUGAUGAUCAAGGCGGCCGAUAUGAUGAACUAGGAAAUCUCAAUGAUUGGUGGGAUACUGAAACAGCAGAGAAAUUCACAGAAAAAACGAGGUGCUUUGUAAGACAGUACGGUGCAGUGAAGGUGGCUGAAGCCGGCAUUCAUCUCAACGGUCAGCUCAGUCUUGGUGAGAAUAUUGCUGAUAACGGAGGAGUUAAAACUGCCUUUAAUGCAUACAAAGCAUGGCGCGUGAACACCUCUGCCGAAGAACCCGCACUUCCUGGAUUUCAGAACUUCACCAGUGAACAGAUGUUCUUCCUCGCGUAUGCUAAUAACUGGUGUUCUGUGGUUCGACCGAAGCAUUACGUGCAGAUUAUUAUGACCGACGUGCAUGCGCCCAGUAAGUAUCGUGCCACAAUCCCAUUGAGGAAUCGUAUCGAAUUUGCGAACGCAUUCAACUGUGCUCGAGGUACACCCAUGAAUCCAGAAAAUAAAUGUCAGGUGUGGUAA
This is a messenger RNA of Necator americanus (New World hookworm), 2316 nucleotides long. RefSeq lists its product as uncharacterized. NCBI's taxonomy places the organism in Eukaryota, Metazoa, Nematoda, Chromadorea, Rhabditida, Ancylostomatidae. Gene Ontology annotation, biological process: protein processing. The record is from RefSeq and is a predicted model, not a curated record. The transcript has 21 exons. The coding region runs from base 1 to 2316 and encodes 771 amino acids. Gene Ontology annotation, molecular function: metalloendopeptidase activity. Gene Ontology annotation, cellular component: plasma membrane.